GACUCACGCGGUAAAAUAACUAGGGACGCUCCAUUUCAAAAACGUCUUGCUUCAGGCACAGUUGCUAGAGUGGAACCUCAUAGGAAAUGGUUUGGAAAUACCCGAAUUGUUGGCCAGGAACAGUUGCAGAAAUUCCAGGAAGGUAUGAAGAAGAUCAUCAACGACCCUUUUCAAGUGGUUAUGAAACAGACGAAAUUACCUAUUUCGCUUCUCUCCGAAAAGGCCGACCGUCAACGAGUUCAUGUUCUGGACACUGAAAGCUAUGAGUAUACUUUUGGGAAGAGCGCACAGCGAAAAAAACCAAAUAUACAUUUUACGGAUUUGGAAGAGUUUUGCAAAGAGAUGGAAGGUCGAAUUGAUGCUUAUAGUGCAGAAAAGGAUAGAGACCUUGUCAAAAAUGAACAGUUUGUCGAGAGAGCUGAAAAUCCUAACCCGUUAUUUAGAGCAGGCCAGAGUAACCGAGUAUGGGGAGAACUGUACAAAGUUUUGGAUUCGUCAGAUGUUGUUGCCGAAGUGAUUGAUGCUCGAGACCCUAUGGGCACUCGUUGCUUACAUGUUGAACGUUUCCUGCGUAAAGAGAAGCCUCACAAACAUGUGAUCUUAAUUAUCAACAAAAUUGAUCUCGUUCCUACUUGGGUUACGAAAAAAUGGCUUUCUCUGUUGUCAAAAGAAUUGCCUACUAUUGUUUUCCAUGCCUCAAUGCAACAUUCUUUUGGAAAAAGCUCGUUGAUUAAUUUACUGCGACAGUUUGCGAAGCUUCAUAAAGACCGACAACAGAUAAGUGUUGGUUUUAUUGGUUAUCCUAACGUUGGGAAGUCAUCUGUAGUCAAUACUCUUCGGGCAAAACACGUUUGUAAGACAGCACCAAUUGCUGGAGAAACAAAGGUCUGGCAAUAUGUUACGUUAAUGAAGCGAAUUUACUUGAUUGAUUGCCCAGGUGUUGUUUACCCACAGGGAGACUCGGAAACCCAACUAGUUCUUAAAGGCAUUGUUAGAGUAGAGAACAUCAAAGAUCCUGAAAAUCAUGUCCAAGGAGUGCUUGAUCGCGUUACACGAGAACAUCUUAAGAAGACUUAUCUUAUUGAUGAUUGGCAGGAUGCUGAAGACUUUUUAACGAAAAUCAGCUUCAAAACUGGCAGGUUAUCAAAAGGUGGCGAACCUGAUUUUAAGGCUGCUGCGAAAGGAAUUCUCAAUGAUUUUCAGCGUGGUGUUUUACCUUAUUUUGUAACACCACCAGGUUGUGAAGAGGAGACCAAGCAACGUGAAAAUACUUUACCAGCUGAAGAGGACCUGGAGCAGCUUGAGGGUGAAAAUGUUACAGGGGAAAGUCCUUCGAAUAUCGAAAAGGCUGAGAGUUCUGGUGUGACUUCUGAAGCUGAGAGUGAUGAUGGAUCAUUGACAGAAAUUGAGUCCACUUGUAGCGGAUUAAGCGAUUUAUCUGGCGUAUCUGAUCUGGAUGUUCAUUUUGAGGAUGCUCCUGAAGGCGUGGUCGAUUUUGGAAUGGAGGAAGAUGAAGAGCCACCAAAAAAAAGAGGAACUCGUAAGCGCAGUAGACGUGCAGGAAAAAAACUGACUGAAAAGAGGAAAAGGUUGCAGAACAAUAAGAAAACAGGUUUCACUGAGUUGGCAAAGGCUUUCGGAGGAAAUGAAAACAGUCAGGUUAAUUGAAU
Molecule: messenger RNA, 1670 nt
Organism: Enterobius vermicularis (human pinworm)
Lineage: Eukaryota; Metazoa; Nematoda; Chromadorea; Rhabditida; Oxyuridae
Source: the annotation of a GenBank genome assembly